UGUAAUACAUACAAAGCACCCGAGACGGCGAUACCGGUGUUUUCGCGCUGACCAUGGCAAGUAUAAGCCACUCGCACGGCAAGUAUGAGCCACUCGCGGCAACAGAUGUUUCAACCCAAGGCAAAGAUUCAGCAGGUACACCUGCGAGCUCGCUUUUCCAGGCAUGGAAACUCGGUGGCAUUUGCCUUCUGUGGCUCAUGGCGUCAAGCACCAUUAUCUUAGUCAACAGAAUCAUCAUGGUGGACCUGGACUUUAGUUACCCAAUGGCCGUGGCUGCCAUGGGCAUGGGUUUUGCCAGCUGUGCUACGUGGCUGUGGUGCGACAUGCUGAAGAAGGUGCCACCACCGGAGGGCGUCACGGCACGGUUCUUCCUGACCCGCAUCAUGCCUGUGGGUGCGUGCGGAGGCCUUACCCUGUUCCUCGGGAGCUCUAUGUACUUCCACCUGACGGUUGCAUUCAUCGAGAUGUCGCGAGCGUCCAUGCCGAUUAUGACUAUGACUGCUCUGACACUGGCAGGAAUGGAGAUUCCCACACGGCAAGUGGUAGCAGCCGUGACUGUUGUGGGCAUCGGGUCUGCUAUCGCGGCAUACGGCGAGAUCAAUUUGUCGCUGGUGGGCGGGCUGCUGGCGCUUGGUAAUCUCACCAUGGAGUCCGCGCGCAUGGUUAUGACUCAGUUUCUGUUGGUGGGCUGCAACAUGCACCCCCUGCAGAGCCUCAAGCUCACUGCGCCCGCCACUACAAUCACACUUCUGGCGGGUUCUAUGUUGAGUGAGCUGCCAGACAUGCGGUCAAGUGGCGCUUUUGGUAUUGUGCGCAGGUACCCACUUCAGUUCCUGCUUGCCGCCUCCAUGGGCCUCGUGGUGAACAUCCUGUCAGUGGUGAUCAUCAAGAUGGCGUCAGCAACAACGCUGAAGGUCCUUGCAGCAGUGCGCGGCCCACUUGUGGUGUUGUUUGGAGUCAUGCUGUUUUCGGAGCACGUCACCCUCCUCGAAUCCUUCGGCUAUUCCAUAGCGCUUGUGGGCUUUGUGUGGUACCAGUUCGCCCUUAAUGCCCGAUUCAAGGCGCCACCGGCAUCGCCACAAGUCACGGUAACAAAAGAACAGCUGUCGCCGCCCCGACAUGAAGGGCACGAUGGGCGACAAAGCCGACAAUCAAAGGCGCAUCCGGACAUGUCCAAACCGCUCAUCCCGGCAACAGACGUGGACAACGGAUCCACCCGCGGCGGGGGCGAAGGUCACCGGGGGAUAGCCGUGGACAGUGCUGCCGCCGGAAAAUCUUAGACACGUGAGCCUGCGCGGGAGCGGCUUCAAGAGCGGCUGGCCGUAUUGCUUAGUUGCCUGCAUUCGGCGAUACACGCAUCACAAGGGUCUGCUGCGUCAGGGUUGGCGCCCGGGGCUGUGGCUUUGUCCUUUUGUCGGGC
This is a messenger RNA of Chlamydomonas reinhardtii, 1420 nucleotides long. RefSeq lists its product as uncharacterized. NCBI's taxonomy places the organism in Eukaryota, Viridiplantae, Chlorophyta, Chlorophyceae, Chlamydomonadales, Chlamydomonadaceae. The transcript is spliced from 9 exons. Gene Ontology annotation, cellular component: trans-Golgi network; Golgi apparatus; endosome. The record is from RefSeq and is a predicted model, not a curated record. The coding region runs from base 237 to 1280 and encodes 347 amino acids. Gene Ontology annotation, molecular function: antiporter activity.